AUGGUCCUGAUGAGAGUGAUGCUGUCGGUGUCCCUCUGCCUGCUGCUGGCGUCCGUUAUCUCGGGCUGUGGACCGGGCAGGGGAUACGGGAAGCGAAGGCACCCCAAGAAGCUGACACCGCUGGCUCUCAAACAGUUCAUUCCCAACGUGGCAGAGAAAACCCUGGGAGCCAGCGGCAAGUACGAAGGAAAGAUCACCCGCAACUCGGAGAGGUUCAAGGACCUGACUCCCAACUACAACCCCGAUAUUAUUUUUAAGGAUGAGGAGAACACCAACGCCGACCGGCUCAUGACACAGAGGUGUAAGGACAAACUGAACUCUUUGGCUAUUUCAGUCGUGAAUCAGUGGCCCGGGGUUAAACUUCGGGUGACAGAGGGCUGGGAUGAGGACGGCCAUCAUUCUGAGGAGUCUCUGCAUUACGAGGGCCGAGCGGUGGACAUCACCACCUCAGACCGAGACAAGAGCAAGUACGGCAUGCUGUCAAGGCUGGCUGUGGAGGCGGGCUUCGAUUGGGUCUACUAUGAGUCCAAAGCCCACAUCCACUGCUCUGUGAAAGCAGAAAACUCUGUGGCAGCAAAGGCAGGAGGUUGCUUCCCUGGUUCAUCCACAGUGAUCCUGGCAGAUGGAGGGACUAAACCACUGAAGGAGCUUGAGGUGGGGGACAAGGUGCUGGCUGCUGACCAACAAGGAAAUCUUGUUCUCAGUGAUUUUCUUAUGUUCAUGGACCAGGACCAAAAGAUUGAGCGAGAGUUCCAUGUCCUGGAGACCGACAAGCCACACCGCAGACUGACACUGACUGCAACUCACCUUGUCUUUGUUAUGAACAACAACAGUACCAACAGCAGUGAUAUUAUGGCUGUAUUCACCAGUAAGGUAAAAAUAGGACAGCGGCUUCUUGUUGUUGGGAAUGAACAGCCAGACCACCUCAUCCCUGCUAGAGUGACAAGAGUUUUUGUAAAGCAGCAUGAAGGGUCCUAUGCACCUGUAACAUCUCAUGGAACCAUCAUAGUUGACCAGGUUUUGGCAUCCUGCUAUGCGGUAGUUGAGGAUCACAACCUUGCACACUGGGUUUUUGCCCCAGUUCGCCUUUGGUGCUCAUUCUUGUCACUGGUUGGGCUCAGCAGUGUUCACCAUGCAGAUGGCGUCCACUGGUACCCUGAGCUCCUCUACCAUGUGGGGAGAUGGCUAAUGGACAGCAGUUCUUUUCAUCCACAAAGCUGA
Messenger RNA from Xiphias gladius (swordfish), 1221 nucleotides. It is a transcript of the gene shhb, whose product is annotated as sonic hedgehog signaling molecule b. Gene Ontology annotation, molecular function: calcium ion binding; patched binding. NCBI's taxonomy places the organism in Eukaryota, Metazoa, Chordata, Actinopteri, Istiophoriformes, Xiphiidae. The transcript is spliced from 3 exons. Gene Ontology annotation, biological process: smoothened signaling pathway; intein-mediated protein splicing; cell fate specification. The record is from RefSeq and is a predicted model, not a curated record. Bases 1 to 1221 code for a protein of 406 amino acids.